AUGCUAGCAUGUUAUCGGGUGGUGGCUUCAGAAUCGUUCACUCUACCACCAAGAAGUGAAGUGAUUGCAAGCUGUGAUGUAUGCGUACCAGAGGGCAAGAACCGUCCUUGUGGAUAUGGUAUUGUAGAGCCAAGGAAUUGUUUGAUAGAUUCAAAUAAAGGUUUAGUAGGCAGAACUCUGGUCAGCAAUCAUAAUAAGGUUCCAAUACGAGUUUUGAAUCUAUCGACCGAUGCACAGACGAUUUACAAGGGAACAAAUAUGGGACAGCUUAGCCCAGUGGUAAAGAUAUUAGAAGGAGAAAAUAAAGAUCGCAGUCUUAAGGGACCUUUUUCAAAAGAGCUGCAGGCCUUAAGUGAAAAGUCAAAAACUUGCUUAAAUCAAAAACAGAAGACUGAAGUAGAUAAACUGUUAUCCAGGUAUGCUUUUCUGUUUGCUGGUUCAGAUGAUGGACUUGGAAGAACAAAUGUUGUCAAGCAUUGUAUCGAUACAGGAGAUGCACUCACGAUAAAACAGCCACCAAGACGGUUACCGGUACACAUGAGAGAAGAAGCAGAUAGGUUGGUGGACGAUAUGCUUGAGAGGAAUGUAAUUGAACCUUCAUCUAGUCCGUGGGCCUCAGGUAUCGUUCUAGUUAAAAAGAAAUUAUGGAUCGACUCGAUUUUGUAUCGAUUAUAG
Saccostrea cuccullata (small rock oyster) is the source of this 675-nucleotide messenger RNA. RefSeq lists its product as uncharacterized. The transcript has a single exon. Bases 1 to 675 code for a protein of 224 amino acids. The record is from RefSeq and is a predicted model, not a curated record. NCBI's taxonomy places the organism in Eukaryota, Metazoa, Mollusca, Bivalvia, Ostreida, Ostreidae.